AUGGAUGCCUUGCAUUCACGACAGCUUCACCAGUUGUCCUCGUCUGCUUGCCCUCAGUGGCAAGCUGAGGUCGGUCGGGUCAGCUGUACCACCCUGGUUGACUUGGAGGUCAAGCCAACCAUGCUGACGGGCCUGGCGGCGGGCAGGUCAUGGCUGAUCUGCGCCAAGGCGAUCUUUGCCCCGCUGCAGUGUCAACGUGGUCAAAUGAAAAAUAACAAUCAUGUGGUGUAUUCGUGGCAGAGUCCGCCCCCUCGUCGACUGGAAGGACAUCCUUCCGGUCGACAAGGUACUUGUACCUCGACGGCUGGAAGGAAGCCCUUCCGGUCGACGAGGUACUUGUACCUCGUCGACUGGAAGGACACCCUUCCGGUCGACGAGGUACAAGUACCUUGCCGGCUGGAAGGAAGCCCUUCCGGUCAACGAGGUACAAGUGCCUCGUCGACUGGAAGGACACCCUUCCAGUCGUCGAGGUACUUGUACCUUGACGGCUGGAAGGAAGCCCUUCCAGCCGGCCCUUUAGAGGGUGGGUAUCCAAGGAUACCCGCUCGGAUACCCGCCAGCGGGUGCGGAUGCGGAUGCGGAUGCACAGAUGGCCGGAAAAAGCAGCCGGAUAUCCGGAUGCCAAUCGACCAUCUCUAA
This is a messenger RNA of Puccinia graminis f. sp. tritici CRL 75-36-700-3, 639 nucleotides long. RefSeq lists its product as uncharacterized. The transcript is spliced from 2 exons. Lineage: Eukaryota; Fungi; Basidiomycota; Pucciniomycetes; Pucciniales; Pucciniaceae. Bases 1 to 639 code for a protein of 212 amino acids. The record is from RefSeq and is a predicted model, not a curated record.